Messenger RNA from Actinia tenebrosa (Australian red waratah sea anemone), 653 nucleotides. Its product is annotated as small ubiquitin-related modifier 3. NCBI's taxonomy places the organism in Eukaryota, Metazoa, Cnidaria, Anthozoa, Actiniaria, Actiniidae. Gene Ontology annotation, molecular function: protein binding. The record is from RefSeq and is a predicted model, not a curated record.
CUGUGACGGGGGAAAACUGGACAAGCCAAACAACACCUUUAUUCUUCCGUGCGUCUAUCUAUUCCCAAGGGUUUGCUCUAAUUUUCUUAUUAUUUUGUCCCCUUACAGUAAAUUUACCUCGAGAUGAGCGAUUCUGGGGACUCAAAACCUCCCUCAACAAGCACAGAACAUAUCAACUUGAAAGUAGGAGGUCAGGAUGGUGCGGUUGUACACUUCAAGAUCAAGAAGAAAACUCCGCUUAGAAAACUAAUGAAUGCUUAUUGUGAUCGCCAGGGGCUAGUGAAGGGCCAGUUGCGAUUCCAGUUUGAUGGGAAUCCAAUCAAUGAUGAUGAUACUCCAGAAACUCUUGAGAUGGAAGAGGAUGAUUGCAUUGAUGUAUUUCAGCAACAAACUGGAGGAGUAUGGGUAUUAUGAAGAUAUUAUAUAUGUACUCUAUCACAUUUGRUUUUAUAGUAUCUUUAUUCAAAAGACUCUAAAGAGGAAGAUCAUUGUACUAUGGAUAUCAGUAGAGUGGUAAAACAGAGCCCACAAAUCUGUGCCACAUGAUUGAAUUUUUCUGUACCACGUGAUCUGACAUUUUUGAAUGAAAUGAUUGGCCAGAAACCAUUCUCAUACCCAGAGCCUCCUCAUAGCAAAAAUCGGAAGCUCUGGCA